Messenger RNA from Hyaena hyaena (striped hyena), 859 nucleotides. It is a transcript of the gene POLR2H, whose product is annotated as RNA polymerase II, I and III subunit H. NCBI's taxonomy places the organism in Eukaryota, Metazoa, Chordata, Mammalia, Carnivora, Hyaenidae. Gene Ontology annotation, cellular component: RNA polymerase II, core complex; RNA polymerase I complex; RNA polymerase III complex. The transcript is spliced from 6 exons. Gene Ontology annotation, biological process: DNA-templated transcription. Bases 157 to 609 code for a protein of 150 amino acids. Gene Ontology annotation, molecular function: DNA-directed RNA polymerase activity. The record is from RefSeq and is a predicted model, not a curated record.
GGGUCCGCGGCGCCCAGUGCCGGGGGCAGGAGCAGUUGGAGACGUUGGGGCUCAGUGCUCUCUUUCCCUCUCUCUUACUCCACGCGAGGGAAAGCGCGUACACCUUAGUCGUGGUAGCGGUCUCAGCCACUCCGCUACUCUCGCGGCUAUUCCACCAUGGCGGGCAUUCUGUUUGAGGAUAUUUUUGAUGUGAAAGACAUUGACCCGGAGGGCAAGAAGUUUGACCGAGUGUCUCGACUACAUUGUGAGAGUGAAUCUUUCAAGAUGGACCUAAUCUUAGAUGUAAACAUUCAGAUUUACCCUGUAGACUUGGGAGACAAAUUCCGGUUGGUCAUAGCCAGUACCUUAUAUGAAGAUGGUACCCUGGAUGACGGUGAAUACAAUCCUACAGAUGAUAGGCCUUCCAGGGCUGACCAAUUUGAGUAUGUAAUGUAUGGGAAAGUAUACAGGAUUGAGGGAGACGAAACUUCUACUGAAGCCGCAACACGUCUCUCUGCCUACGUGUCCUAUGGGGGCCUGCUCAUGAGGCUGCAGGGUGAUGCCAACAACCUGCAUGGAUUUGAAGUGGAUUCCAGAGUUUAUCUGCUGAUGAAGAAACUGGCCUUCUGAAGCACCCAGGAAGCCAACCUUGCUGCUUAGUCACUUAGGGCUGGGACAUUCAUUCAUUCAAGCCCGAGGAGCAGUUAUUGUUGACCACCUGUUCAGGAAGGGCUGUCUGUCUGCCCCCUGUGGGUGCAUCUUUAGGUGGUCUGGACUCCAUGGGAAACUUGCCUGUGAAAGACCCAUUGGGAGAGCUUAAAAUGGAUCAGAAGUUGUUUUGUGUGUGUAUGAUUUUUAAAUUAAACUUUACUUUUUCAGA